GCCCAUCCCUUGCCCAGCUGCCCAUCCCUGGCACAUCCACCCCUUGCACAACACCCCGAUCCUUUCACAAGCACCCAAACCCGGCACACGCAGCCUUUCCACACCCGCCCCUCGCACCGUUCCCCACCUCUCCCCCGGCUCCCAAUCCCUGUGCCACCCACGCCUCGCACUCCCACCCUCGCACACCCACCUUUGCACGCCCACCCCUCUCCCCCCCCUCCAUCCCCUCCCCGCCCACCCGCACCGCACCCAUCUGGGUGCCCCCCUUUUCCCGGCUCCCUCUCCCGCUCGCUCUCCCCGCCCCGGCGCUCCGUCCCUCCCCCGGGGGGGUGUCCCCUGCCGCCGUCCCUCCCCCCCGGCCGUGUCCCGCCCCCGGCCCGCCCCGGCCGGCCGCGCUCUCGGUGCCGGCCGCGCUAUAAGAAGCGGGGCGGGCGGCGGGGCCGCAGCGGGCGCGGCGGGGGAACGAGAUGAGCAGCGCCGGCGCCGCUGCAAGAUGCUGGAUGGACACGUCCUGCUGGGAUGGCUCUCCUCCUGCGCGCUCCUAGGGCUGCUCGCCUGCGCCCCGCGGCCCUCCGCCGCCUACUUCGGGCUGACGGGGAACGAGCCCCUGACCAUCCUCCCUCUGACCUCGGAGAUGGAGGAGGCGGCGGUCAAAGCCCACUACAAGGUGUGUGACCGGCUGAAGCUGGAGAAGAAGCAGCGCAGGAUGUGCCGGCGGGACCCGGGCGUGGCCGAGACCCUGGUGGAGGCCAUCAGCAUGAGCGCCCUGGAGUGCCAGUACCAGUUCCGCUUCGAGCGCUGGAACUGCACCCUGGAGGGCCGCUACCGGGCCAGCCUGCUCAAGAGAGGUUUCAAGGAGACAGCCUUCCUGUACGCCAUCUCCUCGGCGGGGCUGACCCACGCCAUGGCCAAGGCGUGCAGCGCGGGCCGCAUGGAGCGCUGCACCUGCGACGAGGCGCCCGACCUGGAGAACAGGGAGGCCUGGCAGUGGGGGGGCUGCGGGGACAACCUCAAGUACAGCAACAAGUUCGUCAAGGAGUUCCUGGGGAGGAAGCCCAACAAGGACCUGCGAGCCCGGGUGGACUUCCACAACAACCUGGUGGGCAUGAAGGUCAUCAAGGCCGGGGUGGAGACAACCUGCAAAUGCCACGGCGUGUCCGGGUCCUGCACCGUCCGCACGUGCUGGAGGCAGCUCUCCCCGUUCCACGAGAUCGGGAAGCAGCUGAAGCAGAAGUACGAGACGUCCCUCAAGGUGGGCAGCACCACCAACGAGGCCACGGGGGAAGGGGACAUCUCCCCGCCCAAGAAGUCCAUCCCCGGGCACAGCGAUCAAAUCCCAAGGACUACAGACCUCGUGUACAUCGACGACUCCCCGAGUUUCUGCAUGAUGAGCCGGUACUCGCCGGGCACCUCGGGGAGGAAGUGUUACAAGGACAAGAACUGCGACAGCAUCUGCUGCGGGCGGGGGCACAACACGCAGAGCCGGGUGGUGACGCGGCCGUGCCAGUGCCAGGUGAGGUGGUGCUGCUACGUGGAGUGCAAGCAGUGCACCCAGAGAGAGGAGGUUUACACCUGCAAGGACUGACGGGGGGGCCCGGCCGUCGUCACCCUCCCGCUGCCCGGCGGGGAGCCCUCGGCGGCGGGAGAACCGCGCACGGAGACAAACAGGGUUUGACGGACCCUCUGGGAUCUGAACGCUGUGUUGAGACAUGAGCACUUUGUAGGGUACAGGUGACCCAGCUGUGUUGCUGUUUUGUUUUGGUUUUUUUUUUUUUUUUGGUUUUGGUUGUUUUUUUUUUUUUUUUUUUUUUGGUGUUGUUUUCCUGUAGACUGAAUUUCGAUGAGGUCCAACCAUGUGGAAAUAAGUGCCUGUCCCACUGGGGUUAGACACCAGUGGACCUUCACCUUAGUCGUCCGCGCAGUUUUGACGGAUCGUUUUUCCUUGGAACAUCUUGGUGGUUUUCACCAAUCCUCCAUGAACUCCCGGGCUGACAGAUUCUCUUUGGCAUAAAUUAUCCGUGCUACUUUAUUCCUGGAGCUUCUCUGGCUGCUUGCAGAGCUGAGCAGGUACAAAAAGAAAGAUCUUUCCGGCACAAAAAGUGAUCGUUCGUUUCUCCUGAAACUGGAGAGAGGGGUGUUGGGCAAUGAUGGUUCCUGAUGGUUCUUCCAGUGGAAUUUCUGCACAGGGAGCAAACAAGGCUCUGACAAAGAGACCCACUGGGAGGGUCAACUCUUUAGUGACAGCUCCACGUGCGUCGUCACCAAGCACAGCCCCAAAAACUCGUGGGUCCACCACGCUGCAGACAGAAACGUAUCCAAGAAGGAGGUUGGGAAGACAAGUAGAAAACCAGCUGUGCCUGUCCCCUCCAGUCCAACCACAUAUUCUUUAUUUAAAACAAUUCCUCCAAAUGCAGGUUCUUUAGCACUAUCUCUGUCUUAAAUCUAAUUAUUAUAUAUAUAUAUAUUUUUUUUUAAGAACCACUAGAUACUUUGGUCUCAUUUUUGUGCAUGAUUGAUUUUUUUUUUUUUCCCCUCUCCUCUUCCCACCUCUUCUUGCCGACGGAAUAUUCGCCCUGUGGUAAUUCCGCUUCAGGAAUCUGGAUCUGGAACUUUAUAUUUAGUCUUACGCCCGCUGAAUUUUGGACGCGUGUUUUUGGAGGAGGACAAGAGAAAUCCAAGUGCCUCUUGGAACCCAGGGCUGGCCUGCCUUGUACAGCAGCAGUUUGGGCCUGGAUCAGACCUCUGGAGGAGUUGACUUUUCCUUUCCUAGGUCAUCAUUCCAUUUUCUCCCAACCAUGGCAGUGGUACAUGACACAAGCUGUAUGGAAACCCUACGACCUUAAGAUUAUUUUUUUUGUUUGGUUGGUUUUUUGUUUGUUUUUUUUUUUUUUAACCACUAGCUCGAGAACUGUACUUUCAAAAAGGCAAACUCUUGGAUUUGGAAUAACCAACGGACACACAGUAAGUGGCCAGAGAAGGCAGGAAUUUGACUGCAGUGGUAGAUCAAUCCCAGUGCUGUGAAACAGAUGACAACCUUCAGCUUUUCUUGUUUUUUCCUUGGAAGAGGAGACUCACAAUCCAGGACCUGAUGCAACAAUAUUCUUCACUCAUUAUAAAAAAACGGAUUGGAAGCAGCCAGUGGAUGCCUCAACAAAGCUUCCUAAGGAAACAAUGGAGUGUGGAGGGCGUUCAAUUUGAUUUUUGGUGGCAAUUUUUCGUUGUCCAGCGGCAAUUUCCAUCAAUUUUGUAUAAGCCAUUCAAUCUUUUUCUCAAAAGAGGAAUUUUUCCACCAUUAGUGGAAAUCAGCAAGGAAAAUGAGAGCAAUUUUCCAAGAUGGACCAUUAUUUUUCAAAGCCUUUUUCUCCUUAUUUUUUUGUUUAGUUUCAUUAUUUCCCCCCCCACACACACACAAGCAGUAGCCACUAAUUUAAGCUGUUCCUGUGCAUCUACUGGGAGGAGAAAAGAUCUGUUUUGCUUUUUCUUGGUAACAAAGAACCUGCAGUUCCAGCCUGGCUCGUUGGCAUCAAAUAAUCUUGAUUUGGGGGCACGGGGAGGGACGGGGGGUGUUGAUGGCACCGUGCAAAGUGAAGUGAACUGGCUCUUUUUGGCCCUUUUCUUAUUUGCUGUACAAUUCUGGAGGUUUUGGGUAGCGCCGGAGGAGGAGGAGGAGGAAUCCACGCGCGGUGGAAUUCCCGCCUUCCGCCUCGCAGGAAGGUCUCCCAGUUUUUGGGAGGGGAGAGGGAUGCAGUGCUUUGAAAGUCACCCACGAGCAGUUUUACCUAAUGGUUUAAAAAAUAAACGGACUAGAAACUUCUAAUUCAGCGUGCACAUGUGUAUAUGUAUAUAUAUAUUUAUAUAUACACACAUGCCGACACAUAAAUAUAUAUAUAUAUAUAUAUAUAUAAAUAUUGAACAUUUAUUUAUUGUAAAGCCCUUCAGAAGGACCUUCUUAUGGUUUCAUUGUGGUAUUAUGUUAAAUUCUCUUUCUCCCUCUGUCUCUCUCUCUGUCUCUCACACGUAUGUGCAAACCCACUGUUACAUUUUUAUGUGUGUUCUAGGUUAGCUCUUCCCCUCCUAAAGUUGUUAAAGCUGGGCCCAAAAGCUCCUCAAGACACGAGGAAUUUUGGGGUCUGAAUUCCUAUUUCUGGCUCCAUCCUUUUUAUUAAAAAAAAAAAAAAGAAAAAAAAAAGUCCUUAAUUAAAGGAUGGGCCGCAACUUAUGUGCAUUAUUAUUGUUAUUAUUAUUAAUUAAUUAUUAUUAUUAUUAUUGUUAUAUUUAAACCCUGGGCCUCAUUUUCCCUCUUUUCACUGGUGUCUCUGUCUCCAUUGACCUUGGCUGGAGUAAAUCCACGUUGCACUGGUGUGAGAGGAGAAUGAGUCCCUAGGACAGGAGAGAGGGUGGUGGUGGCAUAAAUAUCCUUGGAGGGAAAAUGCUGGAGUGGGAUGGGAUAGGGAAGCUCGGUGUGUUUGGUGUGGGGGAGAGAGAGAGAGAGAGAUAGGUGGGAAAUGAGGCAAGAUUGUCAAAGCUUGACUAGAAGAAAGCAGCAAAGAGUGAAUGAACUACUGAGUGAAAGAGCUCUUCUGUGUGUUAGAACUCAGCACUGAAGCCUGGAUGCUUUCUGUAAGUAUUUACAAAAAAAAAAAAAAAAUACCAGGAAAAAAAAAAAGACAAAAAAAAAAAAAAUAGAAAAAAAAUAACGCGAAACCACCACAAAAAAAAAAAACAAACCAACAAAAUUGUAUUUAUGUUAAUGUUGUUAUAUUACCUGUUGUAUAUUGUAAAUAGCGAGGUUUAUUCUCCUGUGGUUUAAAAAAAAAAAAAGAAAAAAAAUAAUUAUAAAUGACUAAAACAGUAGCGAGGCACAUGUGUUAAAUGUAUAGGCAGUGUAUAAAAUAUACUAACAACUCUGAAAUCAGGAGAACUUUGUCUUCUUGGCCUUUUGACCUAGGGUGGUAAAAAAAACAUUAUGUGGGUUAUUUUUUCUUCUCCCCCCCCCAGCCCCAACCCUGCACCACGUUGGGUGUGUUUAGGGCAGGGGGGUGUUUAAUUCCGGCGUUUUCCAAUGUUUGCCUUAUCCUCGAGGAAAGAAUGGAUUGGGGGGGGGGAGAAAAGCCUUGUUUUGGAAAAAUCCCGUAGGGAUGAGACAAGAGAAGAUGUAAAACCCCCUCGGAACCCUCCCAAGUGCUCGGCGGGUUCGCUGGGGGUCAGCGAGGUGUGGGGGAGUUGAAGGAACUCCUGGAGGAGCAGCUCCUGCUUGUGCUGCUCCUGUAAAAGAGACACAGAAUCCUCGUCAAACAUUGGGGAGCAUCCUGGAAAACCUUCUUUUUAUUCCAGCUGGGAUUCAACUGGAUUUUUCCAGAGAGGUGAUUCCACCCCACCCCCCUCGCCCCCACCAGUGCAAUUCAGUGGAAUUGCUCCUUUUUUUUUUUUUUUUUUGUAAAACUACUAUGAGAGUGGAUUUGGGUCCCUGGUGUUAUUUCAUAGAUAUAAUAAAAAAAAAAAAAAAAAAAGAAAAAAAGUGCAAAGCAACUUUUCCCCCUUUUUCUUGCCCCCCAGAGAAACAGGUUUUUGCUCAGAUGUAACUGGAGAAAGGAACAGGUGGGUGGAGGGGACGUCUCUGACCCCCUUCCACCCCCUGUCCCCCCAAAAAGUGUUGGUUCUCCUCAGCUGAUCCAGCAAGACUUGUGAGAUCAGUUUUUGGGGGUGGGGGAGGGUGGGUGGGGGGGGGGUGCAACCAUUAUUUAUAUAACUUUUUUAUUAAUUUUUUUUUUUAAAAGAGAAUUUAGCUGACGGAAGAAUAUUUUUAUUGAAUAGCGCGUUUAGUUAUGUCAGAAAUAUAAAAGAAAAAAAAGAAAUAUAUAAUAUUUUUGUAAACAAGGCAAACUGAAAACGUUUGUUGUUUUAUAUUAGAAUUUUCUAUUAAAAGAAAUAAAAACCCACGGAAAUAAUUGUUGCACCCGUCAUCUGUUUUUUUUAACAAGCUUCUGUUCUGUGUGACUGACUCAUAUAUGUGGAGACAUGCAAAACAAGUCCUAAACAUUACAUUCUCAUUGUCUUCCAGUUACCAAAAACCUGGUGAAACAGGCAGUGUUUAGUCAAAGGGGCUCUUUUUUUAUUGUUAUUAAUAUUAUUACUAUUAUCAACUCUGAAAAUGAGUCAUUUGUAAUUCAAAUAUAAAAACAAUCUACCCCAAAUUUUCAGGUUUUCCCCUUUUUUCAGUUGAGCAUCCUGGUUUUGAGGUGGGUCUGGAAGAAGAAAAGCCAAACCCUAUUUACACUAACCAGGUAUUUGCCAUUGAUCUCAGUUGGCCUGAGAAAAAUGAUCCUUAAAAAAGGAAAAUUUGGGGGGAAAAGAAAUAAUAAAUAAUAAUCUGAGUUAAAUGAAGAGGACCAAAUUCCAGGCUUGAUCCAACACAAGCAGUUUUAACCUGUUCGAAUGGGACGGUGUAAAAUUGGGGAGCUGGGAAUGAUCCCAGGAAGCCUUUGGAAGCAGGGAGUGAGUUAUGGACCCUCUUGUUUUCAAAGGAACUUUUGGGAUUGCUGCUUUGGAGACCUGAGCAGGGGCAAAAUAACAUCUGAGGGUUUUUUCCUGCUGGCAACCAGCUCAUUCCCAGGUCUGGAAUUCCUUCGUUAAUCAUUUCUCAGCUGCCCUCGUUUAGCAAACGCGGCUUGGCCGUGGUGGGCUUGGAUGAGACCCCGGAUGGAAGGACAGAUUUCUCAAGGCUACUUUCAUGGAGUAGAUGCUGCUUAAGAUGAUUUUCUGGUGGAUUAUGGUGCCUGUGAAAAAUUCCUCAGUUGAUGCUGCAGGAAAAAUUGGGUCUGUUCUGUUCCCGACGGAACAGGUGCAGUAAAGCUCCUCGUUCCCGGUUUAUCCAGCUCCGGGGGCACAUCUGCUGGCUUGGGCUUGGCUUCCAUGCCCAUCUCAUCCCAGCUUUCCCUUUCCAGGGUACUAACUAGGUGAUGACUUCUGGAGAGCAGUGUUUUCCUGCAGGAGAUGCAGGGCCUUUCUGGACCAUGCUGUCUGUGUAACUUGAAGGAGGCUCAGUAUGGCACUGCAGAAAUCCAUGGAAAUCAUGGAAUGCUUUGGCUUGGAAGGGAUCUUAAAGAUCAUCAUCCAGUUCCUGGUUGAAUCUGGUCAACCCCCUGAAAUCUGUUCAUUACUAAAGCAGCCAAGCUUAGGGCCGUGGGUAUUAUCACUGAAUAGCUUUUAUUUCUCCUUUUUCCCUGAGCGAUGUCGGAUUUGACCAAAUUAUUUACAAGUUCCAGGAAACGGAAUAUUUUUAAGUAUUUCCGAACAGGAUAUUUCUUUGUGGGCGGGGAGGAAAAGCAGAUGGACGUUGGCAGCACAUUUUGGCAUCGGGAUGGGCUUCCUGUAACUACAUUUCUUCAGGUGUAGGUCCAGACACAGAAAAUUUCGGCUGUCAGGGGAAAUAUCAGAGUUCGGUGGUUUUUCUCAGUUGUUGCUGAAUGUUUCCAGAAGUGGGAAAAAUUAGCAGAAUUAGCAAAGGUGACCCGAAAGGACAGGAGGUUCCUCCCUUGUCAAGUGCUUCCUUCAUCACAGGGUUGCUCAGGAAUGUUGGGAAAGAUGCUGCCGUUGCCUUUGUGAUGGACCCGGAAUCUUCUCUCCUUAAAUAAGGAGUUCUCGCUUUGCCAUCACUGUAGGUCCCUCUAGAAGGUCUUUUGACCUGUGUGGAGCUGCAGGUUUCUCCCUGCUGACAAUAGAAGGGGAUAAAGACACGGACACCCAGGUUAAUAGAGGCAGGGGUGAAUUCAGGAUUAAUCAAAACCUGUGGAUAAUCCCUCCAGCUCCCCUUGGACCCGUUUGAAAGCAGCAACACCAAAAGUAGCACAGGAAUUUCCCUCGUUCCACCCCAGUCUCCAAAGAUGUCCCUUGAGACACGAAUGUAAAGUCUAGGAUUUGUUUUGCACACCUGGGAUGGCAUUUCCUUUUAAAGGGAGGUGGGAAUACUAACAUGAAGGAUUAGUAUUUUUCUCGUUUUUCUUCGUUUUGUUUUGUUUUGUUUUUUUUUUCCAAUGUCUUAUGGGAGCCUAAGUUAUUUUUCUCUACCUCAUAUGUACAGCUUGUAGGUAUAAAUCUGAUUCUGAGUGACUGUGGAGAAUGUAUUUAAGUUAUUUAACAUCUUUGUAUAACAUAAAAGAAAAAAAAAAGAACAAAUGAGACAAUAAAUGUAUUUUAAAUUAUA
Messenger RNA from Pseudopipra pipra, 8203 nucleotides. It is a transcript of the gene WNT9A, whose product is annotated as Wnt family member 9A. Gene Ontology annotation, biological process: neuron differentiation; multicellular organism development; canonical Wnt signaling pathway. Gene Ontology annotation, cellular component: extracellular region. NCBI's taxonomy places the organism in Eukaryota, Metazoa, Chordata, Aves, Passeriformes, Pipridae. Bases 494 to 1585 code for a protein of 363 amino acids. The record is from RefSeq and is a predicted model, not a curated record. Gene Ontology annotation, molecular function: cytokine activity; frizzled binding. The transcript is spliced from 4 exons.